Neoarthrinium moseri is the source of this 1209-nucleotide messenger RNA. RefSeq lists its product as uncharacterized. The transcript has a single exon. The record is from RefSeq and is a predicted model, not a curated record. Bases 1 to 1209 code for a protein of 402 amino acids. Lineage: Eukaryota; Fungi; Ascomycota; Sordariomycetes; Amphisphaeriales; Apiosporaceae.
AUGGCGCCUCUGCUGCCAACCCUCGCAGCGAGCGCUCGCACGCUGUUCUCCCGCGCCAUACAUUCCUCGGUCGACCUCAGCCAACGCUCAGCAGAAGCCGAGUCGUCCAUCGGCCACCUGGGUCCGCUGGCAGCGCGCUCAAUCCUCCUCGCCCGCGACGGCGUGUCUGGCAGUCCCACGACGGAAUCGGACCCGUCACGUGGAGUCAUCGACCCUCACCAGAUCAAUAACAACGCCUUGUUCGCGCUCUUUGGCUUGAUCGGUGUCGUCUUCGUGGCCGUCGGCAUCUGGUUCUUCUUCUGGGCCAAGAACGGCGGCUUCUACUUCCAAGAGAACGAUUGGGAUGACUACAAGACGACGGUGCUUCGCCGCAGAGGUCCCAAUGGCACCCUCCUGUCCAACGCGACCAAGAGCACCGACCUCGGCGGCGGCAGCAUCUACAAGGACUACGAUGACGGCGCCACCGAGUACACUGGUGGUCUGACCACCACCCACCUGAGCGGCGACACAUCAAGCACCCUGUCGGGCAUCACGGCCGGCCCUUCGGACAUUGGCGCACGUGAGAAGAGAAAGGCCAAGAAGGAGAAGCGCGACCGCGAGCGUGAGAAGAAGAAGGACAGGAAGGCCCGCAAGGGCCACAAGGAUGAGCACGGUCAGCUGGUCGACGAGAUGGCCGAGCUUGAUGCCAAGGAUGCCAUGAGACAGUACCGCCACGAGCGCCCGGCCCGUGUUGGCGGCCUCAACAAGGAGUCUGAAGGGAGCACCUGGGAUGGGUCAACAAACCCGAGCGACUCGACCGCCGGCAGCGACCUGCUGAGCAACCGCCAGAGCACCCCGACCUCGACCCCGACCAAGGAGAAGAAGGGCGGCAUCCGCAAAGUGUACAGCGUGGCCGACCGCAACGCCGCCAAGGAACAGGAACGCAUCCGGGCCGAGGCCAAGCGCCUGCAGGAUAAGGGCCGCGCCGCCAGCCGCCGCGACUUCAGCUUCAGACAAGGAGACUCCAUCGUCGAAGAAGGCGUGGGCAGGAGUGAGGUGUCGGGUAGCAGCUACUGGACCGAGGGCAGCGGUAGCGAUCUGGGGACCAAGGCCUACCGCCACGUCAUCCCGGGCCUGUCCUCCACUGGGGAGGGUGGUACCGAUAUCGUCGACUAUGCAGAGGAGAGGAGAAAGAAGCGUGGUGCCGCCGGGUACCGGAGAGAACGUUAA